Molecule: messenger RNA, 558 nt
Organism: Prunus armeniaca (apricot)
Lineage: Eukaryota; Viridiplantae; Streptophyta; Magnoliopsida; Rosales; Rosaceae
Source: the annotation of a GenBank genome assembly
AUGAUUCACCUAACUUGCCACUUGGCAUGGGAGGCAAAGGUGGCCGAUCCAGUACAAUUCAGGUGGAUGUAUCCUGUGGAAAGGUAUUUGCAUAAGCUAAAGACUUAUGUUCGUAAUAAGGCUCAUCUAGAAGGGUCUAUUGCCGAAGGUGUCUUGGGAGAUGAGUGUUUAAUAUUUUGCUCUCGCUAUUUGCAUCGAGUUGAAACUAAGUUUAAUAAAAGAGAUAGAAACAACAAUGGAGGUCAACCGUCAUAUGAUACAUCUCCGUUAUCUAUUUUCUCAACACCUGGUCAAGCUUUUGGGAAAGGUGUAAUUAGAGAGAAGAGCAUCGAACUUCAUAAGGCUGCCACUCAUUAUGUCCUAAAAAAUUGUGGUGAAGCUUUGCCAUUUGUCCAAGAACAUAGGAACAUUCUAAUCCAGUCUAGUGUUGAUAAUGUGGAGGAGUCACAUAGGCUUCAAUUUUCAAACUGGAUUUCUAAAAGGCAUGAUGAGAAUAAAAAAACACAAAAUAGUGGAGUUAUGGUUAAGGGGGAGAAUCAGAUUGACGAUGUGCCUUAG